Messenger RNA from Acanthoscelides obtectus, 1024 nucleotides. The record is from the annotation of a GenBank genome assembly. NCBI's taxonomy places the organism in Eukaryota, Metazoa, Arthropoda, Insecta, Coleoptera, Chrysomelidae.
AUGAGGUACGUUCUAUUGCUUGCUGCUAGUAUAACUCUGUCUGUAGCGUUGGUAGUGAAAACUAAAGAAGAAUGUAAAUGUUUCGAAGAAUUUGAACCUGAAAAGGAAGGAGAUAAUUGGUUUUGUCGAGGAAAAAAGAAUUUCAGGAUAUACGAAUGUGGUGAAGAGAAGCCACCUAGGUGUAUCUGCAGUGAUAAGGGAAAGAAAAUUACAUUGGACCUGGGAGAAACAGAUUGCACUUCCACGAAUCACCGACACGUUGAUGACCUUUUCUGUGAACCUCGCGCCGAAUGGGAUGAAUACUUCAAGAGACAUCCACAUAGAAGGCUCAUUGUCGAACCAACCCCUCCUUUCUGAGCUCAGCUCAAUUGAAAAUAUAACAUGAUCACAAUAGAUAUUUAUAGUACACAUUUAUCUACUUGUAUGGUAAAAUAUAAAAUGUCAUUGUUUCAACUAUUUGAUCCCGUAUCUAAAUACAUUUUAGUACAUACAACCUAAGCUUUACUGGAUUUCCUUACAAAUCCAUUGAUCAAAAUCGACCAAACAGGAACAGUAUGCCAUAUUAUCCCAAGGAAAAGAAGGCAUAUAUCCGUACAUCGACCAUGGGCCAAGUUGACACAAUAGAUUCGUAUAACAGCAGGUGCAGGAGAAGCCAGGAUACAGAGAAAGAAAUAGUAGUAGUAGUAGAAAGAUUUAUUUAGCACAUUUGGCUACAUAAACAGAAUAAUUGUAAACAACUUAGAACUAGUAAAUUCAAGCCACAUGGUGUAUGAUGUAAAUGCUGGGCAACCUAUAAUUGUAGAUUUAACAAGUGAUUUCUCAAUUUUACUUUAAAUUUUCCAAAGUUUUCUGGUCUUUAAUCUCCGAGUAUAACUUAUUAUAUUCAAGCAGCCCUUGAUGGAAUACAGAUUUGUAGCAUAUGUUAUACUUUUUGGUCAUUAAAUGGAAGUCAUCUUUAUUUCUGGUAUUAUGUAAAUGAUGGUCGACAUUUGAUGAUGUUAAAUUAGUUAGACUUGAUGGAAAU